AUGAAAUGCUAUUUCAAUGGAACUCUGCUGAUCAGCGUGCUCCCUCCACUGUUGGUGACAGAGUUUGUUUUGGGAGCUCUCGGAAAUGGUUUGGCUCUCUGGAUCUUCUGCUUCCACCUGAGGCCCUGGAAGAGCAGCACGGUGUUACUCUUCAACCUGGCCUUGGCUGAUUUUCUGCUCAACAUGGCUUUGCCUUUUCGUGCCAGCUACUACUUCUCUGAGAUCAAGUGGAUGUUUGGAGGCGCUCUCUGCAACGUCUGUCUCUUCAUGUUGGCCAUGAAUCGCAGUGGAAGUACAAUCUUCUUGAUGGCUAUCGCUGUGGACAGGUACAUGCGUGUGGUGCAUCCCCAUCAUCCCAUCAACUCUCUGAGUAUCUCCAAAGCCAUAUGUGGAGCGCUUGGCUUAUGGCUGCUCACCAUCUCAAUGACAGCUCAUGUCUUCACUCUGAAACACAACACAACCUACUGUGAGAGCUUCCUGAUCGAGACUGAACCCCAACAAAAUCUGACCUGGCAUAAAUUCGAGUUCAUCUUUUCCUUCUACAUUCCUCUGCUGGUUAUUCUCUACUGUACAUUCCAAAUUAUUGGCCACCUGCGAAGGAGACAGCUGUCCCAGCAUGCAAAGAUCAAGAAGGCUCUGUGUUUCAUUGCAGUUGUGGCGGCACUCUUCGUCAUUUGCUUCCUCCCGAGCAACAUCACGCAGCUGCUGAUUUGGAUCAGGACCCAACAAGUAGCCAGCACUCUUCCUGAAUCUGAAGUCUGCCCUGCUCUGGAAAACCUGACCACCUCAUUUUACAUCACCAUCAGCCUGACCUAUCUCAACAGCGUGUUGGACCCUGUGGUUUACUACUUCUCCAGCCCUGUCUUCAAGAACAUCUGCAGGAAAGCUCUUCAUCUGUCCCAAACAGACACUGCUGAAAGCACAGAGAGGAAAACUCGAGAAACAGGCUCCCAGUCUCUCAGUCAGCUGUGAUCACAAAACUCAAGGAACUCAUUGAGACAGAUGCAGCUAAAAUAUUGAUGAA
Messenger RNA from Epinephelus lanceolatus (giant grouper), 1024 nucleotides. RefSeq names its product hydroxycarboxylic acid receptor 2-like. NCBI's taxonomy places the organism in Eukaryota, Metazoa, Chordata, Actinopteri, Perciformes, Serranidae. Gene Ontology annotation, cellular component: plasma membrane. Gene Ontology annotation, molecular function: G protein-coupled receptor activity. Gene Ontology annotation, biological process: G protein-coupled receptor signaling pathway. The record is from RefSeq and is a predicted model, not a curated record.